Messenger RNA from Linum tenue, 2873 nucleotides. The record is from the annotation of a GenBank genome assembly. Lineage: Eukaryota; Viridiplantae; Streptophyta; Magnoliopsida; Malpighiales; Linaceae.
UAUUGAUAUUGGUACAACCAUCUUCUCUCCUAAUAAACUCUUCCAACUCCUCUGUUUCUAAUCUAUUCUUUUCCUCCUUCGCGGGCUAAACGCUACUGAAAAUUAAUAAUAAGGUCAAUUAAAAUACAAACACCAUUUCUUCGUUUCCCUUUUAUCCUCCGCUCCCUCUCUCUCCCACCCACUCUCUUGCUUCCCCGCAACCGAAUUUCCUGUCUUCUCCGUUGGAGCUAGUCCAGGCCUCAUACCAUACCACCGUCUUCUUAUUGUUGAAAUUUAAAAAACUCGAGUUUUGAGCGAAUUCAGAGUCGGGUAAGCGGGAUGCUGUGUGGUGGAUGGGUUCUUGGUUUGUCCAAGUUUCAGAUGUAUUGGGCUCAGUUGAGAACCUGAGGAAUGGGUUGUUUCGUCAGCAAGAAGACCACCGCCGAGAAAGAGACUGACGGCGGCCGGACUUGCGUCGGGCCUUCCGCCGACGCAGCUAACCAUGCCGUCAGGGUUGGUAAGGAGUCGGUCGUGGCGGCGGCGACGCACAAGUCCCGGCGUCACUCGGCUGAUGUCUAUGCGGAGAUGGCCCGGCAGUCCCGGGUCGACCGGGGGAUUGCGACCCAGCAAGGUCGGUGGCCGUCGUGGCUAAUGGCGGUGGCCGGUGAAGCCAUCGGUGACUGGACUCCUCGCCGGGCCAACACUUUCGAGAAGCUCGAUAAGAUUGGGCAAGGGACUUACAGCAAUGUGUACAAAGCGAGGGAUCUAUUGACAGGAAAGAUAGUGGCAUUGAAGAAAGUGCGGUUUGAUAACUUGGAGCCCGAGAGUGUGAAAUUUAUGGCGAGAGAGAUUCUUGUUCUCAGGAGAUUGGAUCAUCCGAAUGUGCUUAAGCUUGAAGGUUUGGUUACCUCGAGAAUGUCAUGUAGCUUGUACUUGGUCUUCGAAUACAUGGACCAUGACUUAGCUGGCCUUGCAGCUCGCCAGGGAGUCAAGUUCAGUGAGCCACAGAUAAAAUGCUAUAUGAAGCAGUUGCUAUCAGGGAUUGAACACUGUCACAGACACGGUGUACUACAUCGUGACAUCAAGGGGUCUAAUCUCCUGAUUAACAAUGAGGGUAUACUCAAAAUUGCUGAUUUUGGACUAGCUACAUUCUAUGAUCCUGGAAGCAAGAUUCCCAUGACUAGUCGAGUUGUUACCCUCUGGUAUCGACCUCCGGAGCUUCUUCUAGGAGCAACUUAUUAUGGUGUCGGUGUUGACCUUUGGAGUGCCGGCUGCAUUUUGGCCGAGCUGCUUGCUGGGAAGCCCAUCAUGCCAGGACGAACUGAGGUAUAGUUUUCGGAUCACAUUAGUCUCUACGUGGGUAAAUGCCUCUUAUCCACAACAGUCUACUGAAAAGUUAUUGCAAUCUUCAUGCACGGAUGAUCUGUUAGCAUAAUCUUUGAACUGGAUAAAUAAUUAUAUAUUCGUGGCUUGAUGACCAGAUUUAUAAUGUGGGCAUAAGCUGGAAAUGCAAUCAGUGUUCUGGAAUAAUAUCUGUUUGUUUUAGUUUGGAUGCAGGUUAAAGUGGGAGCAAAACCAACUUACAUCCAAAAUAACAUGAUCCGUCUUUAGUGUGCCAAUUUAGCAUGGUUUAUCUUUAUUCAUAUUGUAAUAGAUUCAACUUCUGGUGUGCUUGUGCUAUGGUAGUUGGAAAAUUGACAUUCAUUCUUUUGGCACGCGCAGGUCGAACAACUGCAUAAGAUAUUCAAGUUAUGUGGCUCGCCAUCUGAGGAAUAUUGGAAGAAGGCAAAAUUACCUAAUGCCACACUUUUUAAGCCUCAACAGCCUUACAAAUGCUGCAUAGUAGAGACUUUCAAGGGUUUCCCACCUUCAUCCAUGCCUUUGAUUCAGACUUUGCUGUCAAUAGACCCUGAUGAACGAGGCACUGCUACUUCUGCUCUCAAUAGUGAAUUUUUUAGCAUAGAACCUGUUGCUUGCGAGCCGUCUAGUUUGCCCGUGUAUCCUCCUAGCAAGGAACUGGAUGUGAAAUUGAGAGAUGAAGAAGCAAGAAGGCAAAGGGGUCUUGGUGGAAAAGCUAAUGGUGCAGAUGGUGCCAGAAAAAUUCGAAAUCGGCCUGGUCGUGCUGUCCCCGCCCCAGAGGCCAAUGCAGAGAUUCCAGCAAACGUAGAUAGAUGGAGGGUUGUGACGCAAGCAAACGCCAAGAGCAAAAGCGAAAAGUUCCCACCUCCACACCAGGAUGGAGAAGUUGGAGGACGCCAUAUGAUGGAUGAUGGGUCCCGAAAGGCCCCUGUUGGAAUGCCUGAAACAUCUUUUAGCUCAUCGGUCUUCACUUCGAACGCAUCAUCAACGUCUACUAAAAGUUUUGGGAGCUCAGGAGGUCCUUCAAGGAGAAGAAACAGCAAGGAUGGUGGUGCCCAGAUAGGUCCAUCGAGGAAGUUCAUUCGUCCGUUUAAUGGUUCGACGCUAGGGCUAUCAAUUGAUUUGUUGUUCAAAGGAAAGUCGGAGAAUUUUGGAAGCCGUAGGUAGGUAUAUAGAUAAACUGGGUCUUCUUUUUUCUUCUUGGCUUUUGCAGUUCUCCCUUCUCAUGGUCAUGGGGGGAUUCCUUAGGGUUAAAUUUACAUCUAUCGGCUUGUCUCUGUUAAUUUGUUCAAUUUGGUUUGUACCCCUAUCUGAUAAGUAUGCUGGUGUUGAAGGUCCAUGAUGAAGAAUGUACAAGCACCGGUUGCGUUUGUGUAUAAAUUGUAACUCUGCGCACUGCUAGUUUCAAGUUGUUAUUUCUGACAAACCAAACACGAUGUCUCAAUUAUUACAAGCUCAAGAUGUUGCUUCCCUAUUUGAACUAGAGUUGACAAUCAAACCCGCAAUUGUGGGUAUCUGAUUGCUUCUGAUCGAUU